ACGAUGAAGGAAAUGCUCCGUUUGUUUGUUUAUUUGUUUGUUUUCGUGUGUGCCUCGGUUGCAUUGAGCUUGUCUUACAAUUCUCCAAGUAUAUGUGUUCAUCAAUGCAACUAUAUAGUAGCUCGUCUCAGUAUUGUUGCCUAUCACCGUAGACAGAGAGGUCGACACUUUGAACGCAAGGCCGGUUGUUCCAAUUAAGGUCUUCAAUAGCUUUUCGUUUCCUCUUGUCUUAAUAUUCGGGAGCCUAAGCGUUGAUUCGGAUGCUCAGAAUGUGCCACAAGUGAGGUACGAUUGAGCUUUGCGGCUGCUUGUGUUGAUUUCUUAUGAGGAGGAUCGGAGGGAAGGAUGGACAAGCAGCUCGGAAGCUGUCUGGCCUCGCUGCGGGACGCGGCUGACAGCGUGCGCAGCAGCGGAGGAUUUGUGGACCUUGCUCCCUACGUGGUUGAUUUUUCCGAAUUGUGCAAAGAUCUAUAUUCGGACGAAGACAUCUCUUAUGCCAUCGCAAUUGUGUUCGAUGAGGAUACUGGGAUUUUUAGUAUUUUAGAAUCGCUAUUGCGUGUGCGUGACAAGUCUGUCGUCAGAGCAAGAGAAUCAUGUUGGAGUUUUUUGGCCCUAUUUAUUAAAAAGAUUGGACCCCGAGCUUUGCACUAUGCGGCUCUCUUGAAGGAAAAGUCUCUGACAUUUUUUCGAAGGGAGGACUCAAAAUCUGUGCAAGCAGCAGCAUUGACACCUCUUAUUGUUUUAUUAGAACUAAACAUGGCACGUUUGAAGCCAGCCAUGUUCGCAGUUGAUCAGGAACUCUCUACUUUGUUAAUGCUCGAAUUCCGCAAGGCCAAAACGAAUAGCACAUUGAAAGCCAAUAUCAUUCAGCUACUUGGAGACCUAAUAGAGUAUUUUAGAGAAAGCUUUGAAGAGGAGAAUGUGUUAGCCAUCUUGAAGCUUUGUCUGGAUACAUUGGAAGAGCAGCUACAAAAAUCACCCCAACUCGUCCUCAUGGCAGGAGCUAUUAAGUGCCUCGAUUCUUUACUCAUGUGGUUUAAUGACUCUCUUCCUGCUGGAGGUUCCGUUGAAAAUUCGCGUCGAGUGUUUACUUGCAUUGAACAGGUGUUAUGGCCGCGAGAGGAAUUGAAGCGAUACGAACCUUUGAAAGCUUCUCUGCGGCUUCUGUCGAGGCAUGCGGGUCUUUUCAGAAUGCGGCUGAUUGAAUCUGGAAUCAGAAAUAUGCAUUGGCUACAAGAGCACUGCACUCAUUCAAAUGCUAAAAUACGAGAUGCAGCACUUCCAGCUUACGAUCAGUUCAUCACACAUGUUUCCAGUGCGCUUGUAUCAGACAGCCGGAUUAGGAAUGCCCAAGCUUUGUACACGGCUUUUGUCAAGGACGCUCUGGAUGUUCUCAAUGCUCAGGAUGCUGAUCCUAAGCGAAUCUCGCUAGCUAUACGUGCAUUAGGGAAGCUUGCUGCAUGUAUUGUGAAAUUCUCGGGGAAAGAGAGUUUAAAGGACGCCUUUCAUCGCCUUGAACCUUUUGGUUCUUUAUCUAGGCUUGGUGAUGGACGUGAAGGGUCAUUGGGAUAUGCAGUUACGCUUGUAGGUGCGUUUGCAGACAUGGUUAUCCACCUAGAUGACGUUGAAGACCUUAUGGUUACUUUUAUUGCACAGGUCACUGGAAGCAUUUUUUUUCUGUACCCCCAGCUUUUCGCAAAACAGAAGCAAGCUGUCUAUACCGCCCUACGCAACCUGCUGAAAGCACUGUACCCAAAAGGGCCUGUUUAUUUCUUAUUUCUUAGAAACAUUGUGUGGUCGUCAUUGCAAAGAGCUAUGGAGCCGGUGGAUGAGGCUCUAGAAGAGGGGAGCGUACAGCUAUGGAGGCACUAUGUUGAGCUUUGGUCACAUCUCAUAGAUUUCUCUUCUGAUCAAGGAUUACAAUUGGAGGCUGGAUUGGACGAAGCAGAGAGCUUUGAAGAGCUUGUAACUUCUGAUGUGGGGAAUGUAGGCAUCAUCGAAUCCUCUUUAAGAGAGUCCAUAUAUGACGCAAUAAUGCAUUGUGUUAUAAAAGUUAUGAAUGAACUCAACUUGAAAUACCGAGUAAAACCCGCAAGGACAGGCAAAUAUUCAGAGGAAUUGGAUGCUGGCCCAAUUGAACCUGAAGCUGAGAUGGAUCUUAUUGAACCACUCGAUAUGAUUCACAUGCGCAAAUAUCUUAAUCUGGUCGAUUUUGUGCAAGAACUACUUUCAGGCCCCUGUUCAUCACUAAUUCUUAAGUGGACGUAUCCAUUUGGUCGCUGCAUCAUCGAGCUUUCAAAUAGAUAUCCGCUUAUCAGCGGCUUCUACAAGCUGCUAACAGUCAAUAUCACCAUCGCGAAUCGUGAGGGCUUCCUUUCGGUCGCAGGAGAGGAUUCUUUGGAUGCUGAUGGUGGAUAUAUGAACCUUGAUAAGAAGAGAGAUUCGACUACUUUUGCAGGAACAACAGGUGUUUUGGAGGAAGACCGACGACUUUGUAAAGAAUUAUUUAGGAAAUAUCUACAGGAGGUUUUGGUGGCGAGCCGAAGAUAUAAGCUGGAGCUGCUGGCGGCAUGUCUCCGCCUUUGCUUAUCUGCACCUCCGCUGUUGGUUGGAAUUGCUUCUAUAAUUCCAUCCCUGAGAAACGCUUUAAAGAUUGGCCUUCGAUAUCCUCCCUUAGCAGAAGUGGCAAUGGAUUCUUUGGAAAGAUGGCAAGCAGCUUUUCCUGAGCAGCUUCAGCACUGGCUUCCUCAGAUUAUUCCAUGCUUGAAUGACUAUCUUGUGGAUGUUGAGAAAGCAGACGUUUCAGAACCAGGGACUUCACUUGUAACAGAGGCUGUUGGGACAUCUGCUCCUACUAUUUCAAGCAUGUCACGGGGGCAGCUGGCCCAAAUCAAGCGAGCGAGAGCGAAGGAUUCACAGCCUAGCCCAUUCGAGCUUAUUCAAGUACGAGUACAGAGGUUUCUUGGGUGCAUUGGAGGACUUGGACAUUUCCUAGUCCCUGAAGUGGACUUGCUUCAGCUGACUGGUACUGGAGGUUUAGCAUGGGAUCCAAUCGAUCGUGUCAAGUUCACUUUGCCAUUCCGCCAGGACAAGCCUGAUAUCUGGCUAGAUUCACUUCUAUCGAGAAUGGUGGAGAUUGCUCUUUCGUCAAGUGACAGGCGCAUGAAAGUGACAGCAUCUGAGCUUUUGCAAGCAGUUUGUCUUCUCAUGCUUGGAAAUGCUGCCAAAGGUCCAAUGCGUCGUAGGGGCGAAGACUCUCAAUCUGUUCACUUUGAUAAAAUCUACAAACGGCUUUUUCCAGCUAUAUUGCGGCUCGCUACAGAUGUUGAAUUGGUUACCCGACAGCUCUUUCUGGACUUUGUAAAGCAGCUCAUCCACUGGUUCACAAGUAAUCAGCAAAAGGAAAACCCAGAUACGAUGGCUCUCUUGGAUGCAAUACUUGAUGGUCUUGUAGAUCCUGAUAAUGGCUCUCUCAGGGAAUUCUGUGCAGACAUGUUUUCUGAGUUCUUGCAAUGGUCUGUGCGACAUGCACCACCCGAGGAUGACAACUUUGUGAAUGUGAGGUCAAUGCUGCGUCGUGUGUACAACCGGAUGGCCCACCCGAACCCGUACCAUCGGUUGGGUGCAGCUAUGGCAGCUCAUCGUAUGUAUCCAGUCUUGAGAGAAAAUGGAGCAAUCGUGGAUCGCUAUAUUUUUGAGAUUCUUUUCUUCUGCAUCAAGAGUUUGAAGCUUGGAGAGUUAGAUGAUGAGCAGAUCGGCACCAUGAAGCAGAUGAACAAAACUGUUGAGUUACUGCAAAGAUUGGUAACACGUAACAUUACGCUGCUGGAAAAGAAACGAAAAGAUCGACCAUUGUUUUUAGCUUUGGAUGAUUUUCUUCAAUGGGUUUUUGAGCAAACGAGAUUGUUACAUGGGAGAAGUCGCACUAAGUGCAUGAUGCUCUUUUGCUCCAUUUGUCUGUCUAUCCCUGGCUGUUCCUCUGCACACUGGUUUCGUGCAAACAUAUGCUCGGGAGACCAGGUUUCUAGUACAGUGAAACAGUUUGAUGUGGGCAUGGACUACCCGCAUCACCCAUCUCUACAGCAAGAACAACUGUGGUUGACGAAGUUUGUAAGGUCAAUUCACUGGUUUGAAUGGGCUCUUAAGGAAAACAUUAUUAGCAUCAAGGAACUACUUGAUUUUGAAAGGGAUUGUGUCAUCCAUAUUGCUUCCUCUAUAUCCGCUUUCCUACAGAGCCUACUCAAAUCCCAAGACUCAAUUCAUCAAUUUCUUGAUUUAACCCCUGGAGAGCAAGAUGAAUUACAGAAGCUGAGAUAUGAAGCAACCACCCACCUUAUGAAAUUUUGUAGUCAGGUGUUGAAUGCCCAGUCUGGAUAUGCAGAAAUUGAAGACCUGGCAUUACGAACCAUUUUCAUGCCUGAUCAGAGCAGAUAUUUUCAGCAACUGUUGUGUCUUGUUUUGUUGAAACCUCGACAGCUUGGGUUAGUUAUUUCUGAAUUACAAAGGGCCCAAGAUCUGGCUAAACUGGCGUCGAAAGUACUAACGAGAUUCACACAGCUUUCUUCUAACUUGAAGUCUGAAAUGGUCGAAUUACUUAGGCGAGUUAUUGAGGGUGACGACCCUGCGUAUGAUCUGAAUAAUCUUAGCUUUUCAUCGAAGAUCUCUGGAAAGCCUAAAGCCCUUAGCUUGGAGGAUGCCUUGAGUCUUGUCAAGGGAUACCAACAACUAAGUCAAGUUAAAAUCCUACCACUGGUACUCAACAAAGUUCGUGCAGGGAAGCUCGGGGAAAGGCUAAUUCUCACAGUGUUUGGCAUUGAACAAGAGUGCCCUCCUUCACUUCAGCCCAUUACUGCAGAAAUGGUUAAUCUUGCUAUGAGUUUAGGGGUAAAUGCAACUUUCUUAGUGAACCUUAUCAUGGAUGAGAAAUCUGUAGGAAUUUCAACCAAUAGGAAGCUCACAUCCGGAGAGGUAUUCUACAUGAACUUUCGUGACACAAUUGUGCAUCAGGUUAAGUUCUUUUACAAAGACUGUCUUCGGCUUAUUCUGGAGGCGGCUGCUGAGAAACAAGCCGCGCGGAUGCUUCUCAUUGCAUUGCUGGAUAGCUACUUAAAACCCAGUGAGAUGGGCGCAAGUAUCACUAAGAGCAGCUUUAUGCAAGAAUUUCUACAACAUAUUGAAGUGCUGGCUCCUCUAUGCAGAGCCGGGUCUUCACUCACACUACGGCUGUUUUUUCUGGAUAUCCUCCACAAACUUUUGAUGUUGGAUACAGGAAAGGACGUUGUUCUCAACAUUAAAUACUCUUCUUUCGACUUCAUUACCGAGACGUUUCUGUCGUUUCUGAGUUGCUCUUCAGAAGAUGCAACAAAUAGCAGGCUCGGGAGCAGUGCUGCAUUUACUCUUAGAACUACAUCCAUGCGUCUCUUGCCAUUUUUCUUCAGUGCAAAUGUAGACUCCGGAGUCCACAGUAAACUCAUUCGCAUUUUGAGUGGAAUUGUGACUGAUUAUUUACUAGUGAGAGAAGCUGAUAUUCCUCAGGGCUCCAUUCAGCGAUCCAACUACACUCAGUUGCUUAACCAACUCCUCGCUGCAGUAUCGGUUAGCCAUAGCUUAGAACUUCUUGAAGUUAUCUUUCCUCUCGUUCAGACUCCUAACAAGAUUUCUUCGAGGGCUGUUUCGGAAGCUGUGGAGGUAUUUGCAGAGUCCCUAGAAGACAACAGGGAAGCAGCUUUCAACCUAUGUUUGACAAUGAUCAUGGACAGGGGUAAAUCUUAUGAGCUGAGACGUGCUGUUGUUGAAGUUAUCUUCGAAGCUUUUGUGAACUCUUCAUCCAUGGAGUUCGUUACAGUGUGGUACUCUCAGCACAUUAGUGACUUGUUUUACGUGCUGAAACAAAGUUCGAGCAUGCUAAGUGCUGAAAGGGAGUUUGAAGAUCUCUUCAAAAAAAUUUGUCAUUACGAGUUAUUAGAGCUUCUAUAUUCCAAAGCUGAUAAUGUUUCAAUCACGAAAACUAUAGCUCCAGUUUUCACUAGUUCGGAUCUCAUGCGGCAAGCUGGGGAUACAUGUCAUGGCAAAUUAGAUCCAGAGUACAAACUUUACCCUGAGAAUUUAUCUACGUGGCGUGAGCUUCAUGCUGCUGCCUACAAUUGCCUGGCUGCUGUUAUUUUAUGCACACAAAUAGAUGAGAAAUGGUUUAAUGCCUUCUUAUUCAGUGAAAAAUCGAGACCUUUAUGGCAACAUUUAGUGGACUUGACUAAGGUCUAUGAUGAUAUGUCUGUGGAGACAUCCCAGUCAAGUAUAAUUAGUCAGACGGUAAAAGGUAUGAGAGCUGACCUGAAGGCUCGUCGUACCAGAGGUAAAGGGUCCCUGUCCCAGACGGCUUCAACCAUCUCCUCUCAGUACAUGCAUAGUGCAAGCCUUAGCCAAGAGCCUGCUGUGAUCAGAACGUUUGUGGGUGGAAUUAGAAAGGAGGAAACCUCUGCAGCAGGCGUAGGUGCAGGACUACUACUUGACGAGGAAUCACCAUCUACUGAAACAAAUAUAGAAACUGCGGAGCAAGAAGAAAUUAUCGAAACUACAGCACUUGACCGUGACGAUUUUGACCAGCACGAGUGCAUGCCUGUUAUACUCCGGUUGGCGGAACAUGUGCAUGUAAAGUUCGGAGCAAAUUACCAACCAGGAGUGAUGCCGGAUUGGAUGAAGUCUCUUCAUGCUACCCUUGACAAUGCAGCUACACACAUCAAUGUGCGUCUCUUCCUUGCAAAAGUAAUCACAAAGACACGCAAAAUCUUUGCUCCACAUGCAGCUGAUUGGAUUCGGCCUUAUGUCCAAACCAUUUUGAUUGAUCCAAGAAAGUCAGGAGGCUUGAAGUUCCACUACAUGCUUCGAGAUAUAUGUGUAACCAUUCUGCAGUGGAACGUAGCGUCCGCUCCUGAUGGUAGGCUUGCAACCAAUUUUGUUCACCAUUUAAUCAGCGUAGCUGACCAUGGAUCAAAUCAAGUAUUACGUGCAAACAUUGACAUUAUUCGCCUCUUUCUAGAAAAUUGGAAAGGAAGCAUCAGUCUCGAAAGAGGCCAGUUGCUACAGUACCUCAUCUCUGGAGGUAGGAAUCCGGACAUGAAUGAUAGAAAUAUCAAAAUGAAGCGGUUGGUAGGGCUACAGUUGUUGGGAGCGAUUGUCGGAUCCGGUAUUCCUAUCUAUGACCCUUCGUGUGACUUUUCAACUUCUGAAGAGCAUAUAUGUGAAGCUUUGCUUAACAACUUGAAUGUGAAGACAAAGGAAGUAUAUGAAGCUGCUGCCGAACUCGUGGGAAUAACUAUGAUAUACAGGAAAGAGUCGAGACAAGUCAAUGAGGAGAUACUUGAGGCAAAGUUGCACAAAAUUCUCAAGCAGCUGUAUAGGGAAGCAGAGUACGAAAGGUUUUUGAACAUUCUCAAUAAAAUAACUAUUCGUCAUCCCGGUUUUCUUGAAGGGUAUGCUGAAAUGGUAGUGGAUCAGCUCUCUCGCCUAUUUGGAGCCUACAAAGUGAAUGCUUUAGAUACCCUUUUGAGAUUUCCUAAAGCAGAUGCAAACCUCUUUAAUCAGAUAUCGCGGUCAUUACCCAAGCUGCUGGCACACAGAGAUGAGAUUGCGCAGUUGAAGAUCCUGCAGCUUCUUUCGCAGCUGCUGAAGAAUGUUAACCAAGAUACAAUUAGAACGAGAGUACUGCCAGUGCUUUGCGACAAUUUUAAUGGACACGAAAAUGUCGACUGCAGACGGGAGUUCUAUGAGAUCCUUAUCUAUCUCUUCAAAAAUAAAGGCAUGGACAAAGAACGACUUGUGAUACAGUCGUUGCUCAUGGGAUUAUGUGACAGCUCUGAUAUAGUGAGAGCAAGCUUACAAAACUUUUGGCACCUGCAACUCUCCCAGGAUGUUCGGCACCGCUUUUUGGAGCUUGUGAAUCGAAUUUAUGAUCCUUGUUUGGAAGAAAACUGGGCACAGAUUUCUAAUGUUCUAAUUCUGAAGCUUUGCGAGGACUCGGUGGACUACAAGCGGCCAAUCUUCUCAGCUCCCCUAUCAGAGUGUGUGUUUCAGGACUAUACCAUUAACACUUCAUGGGUCGGUGCCAGUCUUCCCAUGACCCCUUUGUUCUCCAGCUCGCAAAUGAGCAUGGACAUCCAAGGCAUGCACGGGGAGGACAGAGAUGGAGAGUUUGAUGGAGCAACUCAUCAUCGGCCGAUGAUGAUCCGAGCAACCAUGACCCCUUCUCUUUCACAAGCUGUUACUCAAACUCAAGGUGGCACUUUGAGCUCCACACAAGGUGUUAAUGGGAGUGUGCUCUAUGGUCUCUCGCAAAGGCCAGGUGGGGCUGGUUACAUCAAAAAAACUGGUCUAGAAGAGGCCUCAUGGAUGGAUCCUGCGCUGCAUUUGCGGCGGCGAAUUUUGAAUCCACGUGCGACUCAGUCUCAGGUUUUGACGGGAGUUUUUCGAGCAAGUCGAAGGCGAGAAGCUCGUUUAAAACUUCAGUCUUUGGAGCGUGCAAACAAGGUGCACAUGAUGAGGCAAUACCGCACUGGUGAGCUGCCGGACAUUGAGAUCAAGCACGCAGAUAUUGUCGGUCCUCUGGCAGCACUGGCAGAGAGAGAUCCUACCUUUGCGAGACUUCUCCUUCGUAUCCUUUGCAGUGCUGUGUACUCCCUACCAUCGGGAGGGCAAGACAUCAAAGCAGAAGUAAGACUGGGGCUGGAGGCUGCUUUGCGGCAGACGCAUAAUGGAAUUUCUUUCGUAGGUUGUGCUGAGGCCCUCUGCCUCGAAGAUCCUGAAAUUUGGAUAUCACCCAAAAUCAUGGGUUCGGCGAGCCGAAAAUCAACGAAUUAUCAUUCAGGAAUUAUGCUACUUGAGAAGCAAAUCAUGAACGAGACAUUUCCAGAACCAGAGCCGAAUGUGAGUAGCAAGCGGCAAAAGGGAAAGGGAGGACAAGCCAACAGGCUUCCACGUCCACUGGAGGAUGCUUGGUUGGAAUUGGCUGAGCUGUAUAAAGCUCUUGGAGAGAAUGACAUAGUUCUUGGGCUCUUUGGGACGCAUGUCGCCAAGCACGAGAAGACCCGCAGAGCUCUGGAAAUCCAGCUUGGUGGGGAUUUAAGACAAGCUCUUGACCUUUAUGACCAAGUCAUAGCCAUAUAUGAGGACGGUUCUCUUAGUGGUGACAUUACAAAAUCAGAAAUCGACAUAUGGUACAACCAGCGCCUCGCUUGUCUUGCGGAUCUUAAUGAAUGGGAAGUGUUGAUGGGAGAAAUUGAAUAUGAAAGCAUGGAGGGUGAUAAUAGUGAACCCGAUUUUAAGCGUUUAUGGGAGCCAACAAAGCAGGAAAUUUAUCUUGGUUAUUUUAUCAGGGGAGCUGUGAAGGAGGCGAAAUAUCAUGGACUUCUUACCGAGUUUGUUCAAUCAUCUUCAGAAAUUCUGCCCAAGAGACAGUUUUUACUGAACGAAUUUAGCACGCAGUUGGCCACCUUGGCUGCUAUAAAUAAAGAGUGGGAUAGGGCAAGAUUUUACUUGGGACAAUGUCAUUUGAUCUUCAGAAGACAAUGGUCUGCGUUGCAUCCCUUUGCACUUGGUAGUCGUCAUCAACGCGUAAGACAAUUGCAGAAGAUCGUGGAGCUGGAGGAAUUCAUCACUUUUAUCUCUAAACCAGAAGCGGGAGAGCUUUCAAGGUUGCUUAGCGGAUGGCACAAACGUUGGCCGUCCCCUAAUUUCGAUGACGUGGAGGCCUGGGAUGAUAUUGCGCAAAAUCGACUUCUAUUUCUCAAAUAUAUACAAGAACAUUUCAACAAUCCGGUACAGAGAAACUCGUUUGAUGACAAAUUCUGUAACUCGAUUUCUUCUCUAAUUGAUGCAGAAAGAGCCCACUUACAUGUUGCAGUUGCCAACGGGCUUAUGGAGUGUGGAGCUCUACCUGUUGCACAGAGCUACAUCAACCGUUAUAUGUCUUCAAAAUUUGAAUUCUCUGCGAAGCAUCGGUUAGAUUUCAGAAAUUUCAAAGCGUUGGUGAGGCUUCAGUGUUUGCGAGCUGAGCGGGACGAGUCAGCAAACAAUAGGAUAAAGAAGCUUCAGCAGUUAUUGGUUUAUAUAGAGACUGAGAGGAGAAAGCUUUCGAAGCACCCAGAGUUUUUGCCAGAGUUUCAAAUGGAGCAAGCUGAUGUCAAUGCUCGAGUUGCAUGGGCAACUUUGUCAUCUCAGUCCGGAGAAGGUGCGACGUCACAAGAUAUCACAGCUUGUUUUGCCCUCCUGGGAUCAGCUUUUAAGACAUACUCGACCGCACUUGAUAACGAUGAUCCACUGUCAGAAAUCACAACAGGCAGCUUGUCACCACAUGAUACAGCUAAGGCAUUACUUAAGUUUGGUCUCUUUUGCGACGAACUUCUUAAGUUAUCACAACAGCCUGAGGAGAGAAGUCAGAUGACGCAGCAUCAUUUGUUUGGGCUUCCACAAGCAUCAGAUCUAUCCUUACUCGUUGUGCGACACAUGCUGAAAGCAUUGGCGCUUGACAGUACCCUUCAAGCUCAACAUGCAGUGGCGAGGCUCCUUUCUUUAGUGGGUUUUUCUUCUGCAACACAAAAUGAAUUUGAAAGGUUUCUUGACAAUGUGUCAAGCUGGGUUUUUGUGGCAUGGAUACCACAGAUGCUGGCUAACAUAGAGGAAGAUUCAGGCCGUGUGCUGAUCAAAGUAUUAGAAUCUAUUGCAAAAUCGUACCCCCAAGCACUGUAUUUCCCGUUUCGUGUCAGUGAGACUGAUUUUGGGGCAAUUGGCCGGCAGCGUACCCAACACUUGAAGAUUCUUUUAAGGAACCCUCUGCUUGAAGGCCUAGUUCGAGCGCUUGAAGAUUUAACAUUUCCCCAGCAGCGGUUGAAGGAUGGCCUGUUGCAAAUAUUGAAUUUCUUGUUUACCAACGACAGUGAGCGAGCUCAAUUGGUCUUCAAUGAGAUUUAUCAAGAUUGCCUGGACACCCAAUCGCUGAAAGACCCUGUUCGUCAAACUGGAGAGUACAAUCUGAAGUUCGCUCGUGACUGGGCAUCCCUUAUUGUGAAGGAAUUGGGACUGAAUGGAAGCAAGCUACGAUCAAUGGAUGCAAAGCAAUUUUCAUCCGUCAUUAGUGGCUUAUUUGAGAAGCUCUCAAAGAAUGACAUUUCAGCUGAAAAGAUCAGCCUUGGAUCGCUAUCCAAGUGGUUAGCUGACUUUGACCAAACCAAGGGAAUUGAAAGAGUAAGUAGAGAUUUUGACAAAAACGAAAUGCAGAUUGAGAUUCCUGGACAGUAUAACGGCUCCUCUAUACCCAACUUGUCAACACAUGUACAGCUUCUGGGCUUUGAUCAAGUUCUGAUUUGCUUGAAAUCCAAACAACGUCCUAAAAUUCUCACUAUGCGGGGUUCUGAUGAAAAUGAUUACAAGUUCGUUGUGAAGGGAGGGGAAGACCUCCGCCUCGAUCAAAGAAUUGAGCAGCUUUUUGAGGCGAUGAAUAAUGUCUUGAAUCGGGAUGCGGCAUGCUCACAGCGGAAGCUUGCUAUAAGAACAUAUUCGGUUAUUCCUGUGUCCAAAAAGUGCGGCUUGCUGCAGUUUGUUGAGAAUACUUGUGUUCUGCAAGAGGUUAUCAGAGAUGGUUUAUCGUCAAAAUUAGCAAGCCGCACGCAUGAAGGUUAUAAACCUCUCCAGGCUACGUCUGAGACACUACUGAAAGAGAUCCAACACGAAUAUAUAGAGUGGGUACGAAAGAAGGGUGGAGGUAAGAGCCAGACCGAAUGCUACUGUAACCUAUAUAGAAAGGUUGGGUUUGAAGAAGUGUCUCUGAAGCUGAGUGCACUCCAGGGUCAGCUGCCAUGGGAUACGUUGCGCAUGGGAUUUAGUAGGUUGGUCACAAGUGCGGAAUCUUAUCUUGCUCUACGUUCUCAAUUUGCCCGUAGUCUAUCUGUUACUAGUAUAUGUGGAUAUGUAGCAGGGGUUGGGGAUCGGCAUCUUGGCAACACCCUGGUGGACAUGAGGACAGGGGCCCUUGUUCCUAUUGAUUUUGGGUACAGUUUUGGAACAAACGUCCUUCUCCUCCCAGUUCCAGAGCUUGUGCCGUUCCGCUUAACGGCUCAGCUUAAGAACUUUCUUCUCCCGUUAACCGCUGUGGGACUUUUACGCAGCGACAUGGUUCGCAUCAUGACUGCUUUGCGCGGAAGCAGAGGUUUAAUCUCUGCUGUCAUGGAGGUUUUUGUGAAAGAGCCCCUCGUUGAUUGGAGACAGGAGGCUGUGAAACUGCAGCGAGCACGUGCCCGUGACGUCUCCAAGUCUACAGCACUCGAAGCUGAUGCGGGUGCAAAUCAUCAUAUGGCGGCGUUCUCCGAAGAAGAACAUGUGCAACUUAAGGUAGAGACUGCUCAGUGCAAACUCGAUCUUUGGAACCCAGCAGAGAUCACUAUCUCCGAGCUCGGGUUCUCCGUCCACGCGAACAAGCCUUACACUAGAGCACUUGAAGAGAUUGUGCGUGGUGAUCCCAGCCGCAAUAUUCGUGCUCGUGUGGCGGGUAACGUCUGUGUAUCAGUUCAAGAGCAAAUCGACUGUCUAUUGGACCAAGCUACUGACCCCAAUUUGCUGGGACGUAUCUUUGCUGGAUGGCAACCUUGGGUGUAAACAAGUUUACCACAAGAUCUCACAAGUAUGGACUACCUUCUAUUUGCCAACGUUUGUGAAGUAGACCGAUCGCGUAGACUAGUAACUUUUUAGUGAUGAAGAUUGUAAUCCAUAUCUGGCAGAGUUCAAUUGGGUUUGAAGAGAUCUCGACAGAAAACUAUACCCAGUAUGUAUAUUUCAGCGACAGUUAUUGUAAAGAUAUAUCUUUAUAGACAAUUGAAUUAUAAUUGGGCAACGUAUCAAUUUUCUA
This is a messenger RNA of Physcomitrium patens, 12892 nucleotides long. RefSeq lists its product as uncharacterized. The record is from RefSeq and is a predicted model, not a curated record. Gene Ontology annotation, biological process: telomere maintenance; double-strand break repair via nonhomologous end joining. Gene Ontology annotation, cellular component: nucleus. Gene Ontology annotation, molecular function: DNA-dependent protein kinase activity; protein binding. Lineage: Eukaryota; Viridiplantae; Streptophyta; Bryopsida; Funariales; Funariaceae.